This is a messenger RNA of Gastrolobium bilobum, 2108 nucleotides long. Its product is annotated as transcription factor DIVARICATA-like. Lineage: Eukaryota; Viridiplantae; Streptophyta; Magnoliopsida; Fabales; Fabaceae. Bases 1018 to 1974 code for a protein of 318 amino acids. Gene Ontology annotation, molecular function: DNA binding. The record is from RefSeq and is a predicted model, not a curated record. The transcript has 2 exons.
CAUAACACCCAAUCACAACCCACCAGCUUCAUUCACUGUUUUUUGUUUUGUUUUUUGUUUUAAUGUUCUCUUCCUUUGGUGGCUCCUCUUUGAGAAGAUAACAGCAAAGUUUGUUAUUAAGAUUCAUUCCUUGAAACUUUGGUGACUUCACUUUUUCAGCUUCCAUAUAUUUCCCUCUUUUCCAUUUGGGGCUCUAUUCCUUAUUUGUGCUUAGUUUUUUUUACCUUUCUCUUUUCUUUGUUGCUUUGACAUCAAAGGAAAAGUAAAUAAAGAGGGAAAAAAAAAAGUGUGUUUUUUUUUUUUUUAAAACCAGUUUUUGUUUUUCUUCUUCAAUCCCUCAUAAAUUCUGAGUCUUUCUGCUCUUGCCUAAUUGGGUUUUGCACAUUUAUUGUCUUAGGCAUCUUCCCUUUUGUUCUUCUAAUUGUUUUCCCAAUUGGGUUGAGCUGAAGUUGAAGCUGCAGAAAGAGUUGUCAGUCUUUUUAUUUUUUUCCUCUCUGAAAGUUGUCAUUUUUUCUUUUCUUCUAAAAGAAUUCUAAGCAGUUUUCAAGUUAUUUUUUUGUGGGAUUUUUGGUUUGUUUCAGUUCCAUUUUAGUAUCUGGGAGGGAAGUUCAUUGGGUUUAGAUCUCACAAGUGUUUCUAGGGUUAUUAUUCUUGGACCAAUUAGGUAAUAGUCUUCAAUCUCAAUUUGGAGCAUUCUCUUUGAUAUUUUUGAAAGUGGGUCUUUUCUAGAUUCCUGAGGAGCAUGACUCCUUUUCUCUACAUGAAAAAAGGUAUUCUGAUUCCUUUCAAAAUGCUUGUGGAUUUAUCCUUGAUAUUGUUGUGGUAAAAUCUCCACCUCUAAUUCUCAUAUCUCUCUGCUUUCCCCCUUUUUUCUUCCUGUUAAUCAACCCUGUUUCCUUUAAAGUUUUGAUCUUUCAAGUGAAAAUCUUUUGAGGCUCAUACACAUAAAACCAUCCCUGAAUUGGCUAAAACCUUCUUUUACAUGCUCACAUAGUUUGUGUUUCUAACUUUGGUGUGAUGAAGUGGGAAAUGGAAAUCCUCCCUCCUGCACCAUAUAUUCACAACCCCAACAACACCAAUUGGUUUUUGGAAGAUCACAGGAACACUAAAUGGACUCCUGCAGAGAACAAGCUGUUUGAAAAUGCUCUUGCUGUGUAUGAUAAGGACACCCCUGAUAGGUGGCACAAAGUUGCUGAAAUGAUACCAGGGAAAACAGUUGGUGAUGUGAUGAAGCAGUACAAGGAAUUAGAAGCAGAUAUUAGUAACAUAGAAGCUGGGUUGAUCCCAGUUCCUGGCUACAGUACCACCACCUCACCCUUCACCUUAGACUGGGUGAACACUCCUGGUUAUGAUGAUGGGUUUAAAGGACUCACUGCAAAGAGAUCCUCCUCAGGAAGACCUCCUGAUCAGGAAAGGAAGAAGGGUGUGCCAUGGACUGAAGAGGAACACAAGUUGUUUCUACUUGGUUUGAAAAAGUAUGGGAAAGGUGAUUGGAGAAAUAUUUCUCGCAAUUUUGUUAUGACUAGAACCCCAACUCAAGUUGCUAGCCAUGCUCAGAAGUACUUCAUAAGGCAACUUUCAGGAGGCAAAGAUAAGAGGAGGGCUAGCAUCCAUGACAUAACAACAGUUAAUCUCACAGAAACCACAAGAACAACAACUCCUUCAGAAGACAGCAAGAGAUCCACUUCACCACAGCAUUCUAUGAUGCUCUCACACCAGCAGCCAAAUUCUACUGCUGCCACAUCUGGAGUGCAUUUUCAGUGGAAUAAUCAGCCAAAUGAAGGAGUGGCUAUGGCUCUCAAUCCUUCACAUGAACAAGUGUUCAUGUCUCCUUAUGGGCUUAACCCCUAUGGGUUUAAAAUGCAGUGCCAAAAUCUGCACAGAAGUCCUCUUCAUGAGUCUUCUUACUUAGUACCCCAGACACAAAACAUGGUUUUCCAAAUGCAAUCCUCCCAACACUAUUCCCAUGCAUGAUAUAGUGGUUGUAUUGAAUUAUUUAUGGUCAGAACCAGUACUUUUUGUUCAGUUCACUAGUACAGUGUUUGUGCUUUUUACCAAGUUCUAUGUGAAUAUCUUACAUUAGAAUAUUAGUUAGUUCUUGCCUUCUC